AUGGAUGAUGAUGACCUUGGCCAAUGUGGUGGUGGUGGAUGGACCAUGGUCUUGAAAAUUGACGGCUCAAAGAAAACUUUUCACUACGACUCACCUUACUGGACUGACAAGAACACGUACGGCUUAAAAUCACCGGAAGGGGAGACAGGCUUAGACCACGAAGAGACCAAGCUACCAACCUACUGGAACACACCCUUUACCAAAAUCUGCCUGGGCAUGACGAUCCCUGGAGAGGAUACCAGGUUCCUUGCUCUAAACAUGAAGGCUAGUUCGCUGGAUGCCCUGAUUGUAGAUGGUAAAUGCCGCCCCACCACAGUAGGUCGUCACCAAUGGAAGACAUUGAUUGGUUACCACGCCUCCCUGCAGCCCAACUGCAACAGAGAAGGUUUUAAUGUUAUGAGUGAUAAUCCCCCCUUUUCUAAAGCAAGAAUUGGCGAUGUGUGUAAUCAAGAAAAUGAUUGCGUUACUGGCGACUCCAGGAUCGGGUUUGGUACAGGCGGCCACCAGAGGGACUUCGACUCCUGA
Orbicella faveolata is the source of this 525-nucleotide messenger RNA. RefSeq names its product putative skeletal organic matrix protein 5. Lineage: Eukaryota; Metazoa; Cnidaria; Anthozoa; Scleractinia; Merulinidae. The record is from RefSeq and is a predicted model, not a curated record.